UCGUACCUAGAUAUGCGUAACGAAAAACACCUAUCGCUAUAUAUAGGGGACAAUUUGUCCCGUCAACAAACAUUACAAAGAUGCCGUUCUCAGAAGGGAUUGUAACAUUCACUAUUUUGCUGUUAGUCAAACUCCUGGUUAUUUUUCUGCUCUUCUUAUGGAGGCGCAGUCAAACCCGCAAAGACCUCCCCCCGGGUCCCAAGGGACUGCCCCUACUAGGAGUCCUAAAUAACCCACAGAAAAUGUUCCAACAAUUCCGAGAGUAUCGUAAACAGUUUGGGGAUAUAUUCGGGUUUUAUACUGGCAGGAGUUACACAGUGGUGGUCAAUGGGGGUGAGACGAUACGGGAUGUGUUUGUCAAGAAAGGAGACGUAUACUCGGUCCGGCCCAGUUACAUACUAAUGAGGGAGUUUGGCGGUAACAGAGGGAUUCUAUCAAACUCGGGGAGAUCGUGGAAGGAACAGCGAACAUUUACGAUUACAACACUCCGGGAUUUUGGUGUCGGGAAGCGAAGUCUGGAAGGGCGGAUCCUGGAAGAGGUGGAGGUAUUUCUUGACGCCGUCAAAAAUCAGAACGGACAGGCGUUUGAUGUAAAGCCUUUCAUUCACGUCAGCGUCUCAAAUGUCCUGUGCUCCAUUAUAUUUGGGAAAAGAUUCGAAUAUGACGAUGUGAUGUUGAAGGAGAUGGUCCGAUCCUUGAAUGAGUGUUUGACGGGAGCGGUACGUGUCUCGCUGAUCGAGUAUUUUCCAUUUCUGAGAUACCUACCAGGGGAUCUCAUGGGCCUGAAGAUGCUGAAACGGAAAAUGGAAAAGUUAGAUGCAUGCUACAAAAAAUUCCUUCAAGAACAUAGAGCUAACUGGGUGGUUGGGAAAAAAGACGAUUUCAUCGACUGUUACUUGACGGAAAUGGAUCGUCGAAGACAUGAUCCGGACAAUGUGUUCAAUGAAGAUGAGCUGAAACAAAUUCUGUCGGACAUGUUCAAUGCCGGAACAGACACAACAGCCACAGUGAUUCGUUGGAUUAUAGCAUACGUCAUCAACUACCCGGAUGUCCAAAGCAAACUCCGUAAAGAGAUCCAUGACACUAUUGGCAGAGAUCGUCUACCGUCUUUGGAUGACCGCUCCCAUCUCCCAUACACUAUGGCAGUCAUCAACGAGGUACUCCGAAUUGGUAUUCCAUCUUUCGGAGUUCCUCACACAGCUGCUGAAGACACAUACAUCAACGGAUAUAGAAUUCCCAAAGGAUGUUCUAUGCUUCCGAAUAUUGAUUCGGUGAACUUUGAUCCGAACUUAUUUCCGGACCCAGAAAAAUUCGAUCCUGGUAGAUUCAUCAAGGAGGAUGGAAAGUUCAACGAUGAUUUGAGGAUUCUUACGUUUUCUAUAGGGCGAAGAGUUUGUCCUGGGGAGUCUUUGGCCCGUUUUGAGAUUUUCCUAUUCACAGCCUCCAUUGUUCAAAGGUUCGAAUUACUCCAAGACGGACCAUUACCUCCUUCCACGGAACCCGUCCUAGGAAUCACUUAUAGUCCCAAGGAUUUCAAGUUCCACGCCAAGUUUAUUGAUUAGUUCAGCGACAUUGUGUUUCUAGUAUUUUGGCGAAAAGCUAAACUGUGCAACUAGCUGUAUGUGUUCUCAACCAUGGAGCAGAAAUAUAGAGGUUCCCUAUAGGAAAGGAUAUUGAGAAGGUUUACACUCGUUUUGUAACUUGAUACUGAAAGUUAAGAACUCCACUUCACAUUUUAUGACUUAUACAGAACUGGGUGGUGUACCUUUGAUAAUACACAGGAAAUUACAUAUACUGAAGUAUAGGGUAAAAAUUUGAAUACUCAGAAUUGUAGAAAAAAUUAUAUGAGGAAUAAUAAUAUAACAAUUCAUAUCAUAAUCAUAUCAUAAUUCAGGGGUAUUUAAGGCGAGGUAUACGUUAUGUUCUGUAGGUUUCAGUAAUGUCAGGUAUUCACAAAGUCUUACCCCCCCCCCCCCCAACUGUUUGCUAUGACAAAACAAAGGCUGACAUAUAUUAUGAUGAUUUGAAAACUCUUCUAAAUGUCUUAUUUACAGUAUUACCUUGGGGGGAAAAGUAUUCACUCUCAUUCGCAAUGAUGGCUACCUUCUUAGGAUGUAUUAAUCCUAAACACUUAUAACAAGUUCUAUACAGUCAAACAGAACGUGCUCUACAUAUUUUUAGAUUAUGUGAUGUUAACAAAAUUGAAGAUGAAUCUCACUUUAUUUUGAAAUGUCCACAGUAUAACCACUGUAUAUAAAUUAAAAAAUACCGGUAAUAUUGGACAGUGAUCUGUACCUUUAAGCUUGUUCAGUAACUUAGCCUUAGAAACAGAAAUCACCUUCACAGUCGUUGUAUCUCUCUUUUGAAAGCUACUGGCCAUGAAAUAAUGUUGCUCAUAGUGCAUAUAAUGAAUUUCAUAUCAUGCUAUAAUUAUAUAUCAUAUAAUAAUUAUAUUAAAUGUUUUAUAUAUACAUGUAUGUACAUACACUUUAGAUAGUAUACUCAGGGUAUAGUGUGUGUUGUGUGCUGUACUCGCAGUAUUAUUAUAUUUUGUGUAUAUUAAUGUGAAUGUCUAUUUAAUUGAUGAAUGUUCUUAUCUCUUCUAAGUGUAUGUGGUGUGUUUAAUACAUGCCUGUAAAUCGUAUGGUUUUGUGCGAAUAAAUUGAACUGAAUGUUAA
Molecule: messenger RNA, 2678 nt
Organism: Ostrea edulis (European flat oyster)
Lineage: Eukaryota; Metazoa; Mollusca; Bivalvia; Ostreida; Ostreidae
Product: cytochrome P450 2J3-like
Exons: 4
Coding region: 81-1562 (493 amino acids)
Biological process (GO): xenobiotic metabolic process
Cellular component (GO): intracellular membrane-bounded organelle; cytoplasm
Molecular function (GO): heme binding; iron ion binding; oxidoreductase activity, acting on paired donors, with incorporation or reduction of molecular oxygen, reduced flavin or flavoprotein as one donor, and incorporation of one atom of oxygen
Source: RefSeq, a predicted model, not a curated record